GCAUUAACCUCCCGCCUUCCUCACUAGAACAGGUUGGUGGAGAGUAAAAUGUAAAAUUAUAUUUUAGUGCCUUUAUCGAAUUUAUUCGACGUGAUAUUUGAAUCAAGUUGAUGCUACAAGACACGUAUCAAAGAUGGUCAUACUGGUUGUGUUGCAUGUGGGCGGGAGUGAAGGUGGUGUUGAGGGUUGCUGUUGGUGUUCGUAAUACCCGAAUUUCCUAGGAUAAACAGUUGUGGUGUAGGCGUUUGGACUGUAGUAGGACUAAGGCUGCGUGUAUGUUGUUGUGUAGUGUGUGGCUUACUGCAUGAUGGCUGCUACUGCUGCCUUGGAGGGUGCUGGCUCCUCCAGCAAGGAGGAGCUCAAUAUGCCCUCUGUUGUUCAGCCUCGUAGAGGAGCCUCCGCUGGCACCACUCUGUUGCAUGACUCUGCACUCCGCACUGCCACCAACAAAGCUGCUACCAGUUCCCCUGCAUCAGUUGGAGCCUCACUACAUUCAUCCAUAUCUACACCCACAGGCACCAAGCUGGCUGUGACCACACCCUCUGAGUCACCUGCGGAGGGUGAAGGUAUCAAGAUUGUUAUAGACGAGGAGAAAGAGAUCGCACUUAACCAGCUGGAGGAGCUGGAAGUGGCCAUCAAGGUACGGAAGGUAACCAAGGUUGACGGUCGGAAGAUUCGAUGGAUUGAGUAUCGUGCCCGUAAGCAAGCUGAAGAGGCAAAUAAAACUCCCGUGAACACAAAGAGAAAUGCACGUUGGUCAAAGUACAAGGAAGUGGAGAACAGUGAAAAUGAUGCAAAUGUUGUGAAUAACAAUAACAACAACAAUAAUAAUAAUAAUAGCAAGAGUGAAAGCACUAUGAAAGUGGAUAUGGCAAGUACACCACUAAGUGUGGUUGGAACUAAUAAUGUCCUGGAGAGUAUGAAGCAACAGUUUCUGCAGGGCACAGAAAAUGUAGAUGAGCCCCUCGCAAAUGGCACCACUCAAAAGAGAAAAUCGGGACGAACUCGUAGGUCAGUCAGCACUCCUGAAGGAGUGAACUCCAAUAGUUGCUCCCCUCAAAAGUUAAGCCCUUCUGAAACCAAAGGAACAAAUCUUCGUAGUGCAAUUGAAGUAAAGAAUAAUUCUUCUGGAAAUGGCUCACUUAUAGACACUACACAAAGUAUGCCAAACACACCAGCUACACCCUUUACCUCAACUCCAGCUCUUACAGCAUCUAUUGAGAAAAAGUUUUUCUACCCCAAGUCUCUAACUAAAGGAUUACGUGAGGUCCGCAAGAUAGAAAAUGGUACUGAUGGGGAAGUUACUGUAAAAGCAGAGGAUGUGAAAACACCAGCUUCUUCCCCAAUUUCUUCUUUAUCUUUAGGAGAACAUAUUCCAGCCUUACCAGAAGAAAAAUCAGAAACUAAAACUACUUGUCCCCUUGUUACAGCAGCUGCAAAAUUGAUUUUGCCAUCUGCCAGGUCAAGAUCUGCAGACAACACAUUAGCAAAAAACAAAAAAAUUGGUGCUCAAAAAGGAAGCUUUAAAAAAGCUGCUGCCAAAGCUGGAGGAAGAUCAGAAUCAGAACCAAGAAGCAUAAUGAAUGGUCAUGCUGAAAUAUUACUAAACGGUUCAGCUGAAGAGAAGAGCUCCUCUCCGGCAGAAGGUUCAUCUGUAAGUGAACCUUCUACUCCGAACCGAAAUAAGAUGAACAAGGAGAGCUCCCCUGACAAUGUUCUUGAGCCUGACUCGCUGUCGAGACGACCAAGAGGAAGACCACCUCGGAGAGUCUCUUUGAUUACAAAAGCUAACAGUACUACCUCAUCAGUUAAAUCAAGUAAGAAACUAAAGACUGUGGUGGCUGAUGUUCAUAAUACUAUGAAUGGCGAGCCACAGACUGUGAUCCCAGUUAGUAGGCCAGUUUUAAGAGGGAAGAGAGUUUCUCCAACUAAAAAAUCUCAGAAAGUGGCAGCAUCAGUUCUCCAAGGGGAUACUGAUGAUUUAAGCACCAAGGGCUUGUCUCCACUAAAACAGCCAAAAACUCAUGAAGAAUUUAAAUCCAAAGCUGACAAGAAUCAAAGUGAUCUUCAGCUAAUUCUUCCAGUGCAUAGUUCUAAAAAAAGGAAAUAUGUUGCGAGUAAAACAGAUAGUGAGUCUGAUCAAGGAGAGAAAGAAGGUAAGGAGAAUUCAAGUGCCUCAAUGUGUAAUCAAACACCAAUACCCCCUGAUAAAACCCAGAGUACAAAGUUGGUAAAAGGCAUCCAGAAGCCUUCCCAUCAAGAAGUGCCCUCUUUGCCUGAACCUGAAAAUCCCACUGCCAUUUCAUUAAGCCUUAUAGCUGAUAAGGAACCUAAAUAUUCCAAAAGGGGUCCAAGACUUAAAGUUGUUAAAGCCAAAAUCAAGAAAACAAACGUGACUACGGCAAAAACUGCAGCAGGGAAAAAGAUCACAUCAGCAGGAGGUAACAAGAAAGGUAAAGGUGGCCAAGCGCAAAAAAGUAAUAACGUGCAAAAGCACAUAUCACCAAAGAAGGGCAAAGCUUUACCAAAGGUUAUUAUUGUAGAUAAAGAAGUAUCUGCAGAAAAAGUUAAUCCUUCACCAAAAGUUAUCACUGAAGAUACGCUUUUGCAAGUGGGUAGUACUUUGCCGAAGAUGAAUUCUAGUGAAAAAGAUGAAAGUAGUUUAGCAAACAUCAUCUCCCCAACCUCUGAUUCUUCUAAGAAAACAAUUUCUCAGAAGGAAAAUAUUUUAAAUCUGAGUAACUCUACAGAUAAAGACGUUUCACCACAGAAGAACAGUACCAAAUCUAAACCCGUAGAGAAUGGCAUGCCUAGGAUGGACAUCAAAGUUUUGUCAGAAAUAAACUCUACGAAAAAAGAUAUUUCUCUCCAAGAAAGUAAUAAUUUGUCACAAUGUAAUUCUGGAAAAAAUAUUUGUUUAGAAAAGAGUGGUGGUUCUGUAGAAACUGAUUGUAUAGAUAAAGAUAAUUGUGUACUAGAUAGUAAUAAUGUGGUGGAAGGUAAGCUUAAAGAGGAAGAUACGUCAACAAAGGAGGUAUCGUUUUUAUCAGGAGCUAAGUCCAUCGAAGAUCCUUCUAUAGGGGAGGGUAACUCGCCCAGAGAAGAUAGUUCUAUAAGAGAGCAUAGAUCUCUGCCAGGAGCCAAGUCGUCAAAUGAUGAUGUUUGUAUAAUGGAAGGUAAAUCUUUGCCAGGUUCUAAGUCAACAGAAGAAGAAACUUCAAUAAGGGAGGGUAACUUGCCCACAUAUAAGGGCUCAGUAAGAGAACAUAGAUCAGUGCCAAGUGCAGACUCUGUAGUUGUUUCUAAAGGGGAUUAUAAUUCUUUGCUAGGAGCAAAGUCAACAGAAGAUGCUUCUAUAAGGGAAGAAGAUAAUUCUUUGCCAGGAGCAAAGUCCACAGAAAAUAUUUAUAAAAGAGAGGGUAAUUCUUUGCCAGUAGCAAAGACCACAGAAAGUACAUCUAAGGGAGAGGGUAAUACCUUGCCAGUAGCAAAGUCCAAAGAAGAUGCUUCUAUAAGGGAGGGUAAAUAUUUGCCAGGAGCAAAGUCUACAAAAGGCACUUAUAAAAGGGAAGGUAACUUGCCCACUGAUGCUGUUGUAAGGGAACGUAAAUCCCUACCAGGAGCAAAAUCUACUGAAGAGGCAGCUUCUAAAAUGGAAGGUAGCUUGCCCACAGAAGAUACUUCUAUAAAGAAGUAUAAAUCUCAGCCAAGAGAAAAAUCCACAGAAAAUGCUUCUAAAAUAAAGGACGAUUAUUUGUCAGCAGCAACAUCCACAGAUGUUUCUGUAAGGGAGGGUAAUUCUUUGCUGGGAGCAAAGUCCACAGAAGAGACGUCUACAUGGACAACCAACUUGUCCACAGAAGAUACUUCUGUAAGGGACCACAAAUCUCUGUUGAGAGUAAAAUCUACAGAAAAUGCUUCCAAGAUGGAGGAUAAUUCUCUGCUAGUAGCAGAGUCCAAUGAUGAUACUUCUGUAAGGAAGGAUAAAUUUUUGCCUGUGGCAAAGUGUACAGGAGAUGACACACCUGUUCAGAUGAAUAAUACUUUGGCUAGCCUGGAGUCUAUAGAGAAAGAUGUUUCUCUACAGGAAAAUAGUACUAUACCUGAGGUAGAGCCUUUAAAGAAAGAUGUUCCAGUACAAGAAAGUAGUAUUUUGAUAAAAUCAAAGUUUGUAGACAAGGAUACAUCACAGAACAAUAAUUGUCAGACAAAAGUAGAGUCGAUAGGUGGUCUGUCUUUACAGAUUAGUAGUAUUGCACCGAAAGUCAUGUCUUCAGAAAAAAAUGCUUCUAUAAAGGAAACUAGUCCAUCAUCAAAAGAAAAUUUUAUCAAUGAGAAACCUCCAGUACUCGAAAAUAUUGUUUUGCCAAAAAUAUGUUUGGUAGAAAAAGGUAAGCCUGUACAAAAUGUAAAUUCUACUAAUAAUAAUGAUCCUCUACAGAAGGGAAUAAAUGCACUUAAAGAAAAUAAGGCAAGCAGAGGCAUUCAGGAAGUAAAAGAUAGCAAACUGCAAAAAGUUAUUGUUGCACUGAGCAGAAAUCAGUUGAAAAAUGAUAAAACACACAAGAAUCAACCAUUGCAGAGAGACAUUUCAUUUACCAAAGCUAACCCAGACAAAAUUGAGAAUCAGAAUGCUCCACAUGUUCAGCAAGCGUGCCCAAACCCAAGAGAAUACCAAGCCCAAGUAGCUGGACAAGCUGAGAACCAUACUCCAUCUUUGGAAAAGAAUUUAGAUAAAAAUCUAAGCCAGGUUCAGAAAGAUAGGACAUUACAGAAAAAUAGCCCAGUUCAGAGAGGUAGUCUGCCAGAGAAUGAUGGUCUACUUUUUAAAGGUGGACUACCUUUGAGAGGUAAUUCCAGUAAUGACAGAGGUUCAGUAUCAAAAGGCAUUACCGCUCAGAAAAAUAACCCAACUAAUAAAGGUCCUGCUCAAAAGGAUAAUCCCAUGGCAAAAAUUGCUUCUGCAUAUAGUCAGGUGUGUCCACCAUUAAAAUGUGAAGUUCAGAGAAGCAUGUAUGUAAAAGACAUUAUGAAAACAAACAUCAUCUCACCAUCAAACAGGCCAAAUGAAAAACAGGUAAAGGAAGUUGAACUAAUAACUGAAGUGCCAAAUUCUUGUAUCUCGGAGCAAAAGAUUGCCAAAGACUGUAUCACGGGAAAAGGUCCUGCAUCCCAAGAAAUUGUGAUUGUUAAAGAUACUUCUAAACUAGAGAGAGAGGUUGAACCAAAUCAAGAAACAGAGGUAGAAGUUAACCACAUAGCAAAAGUUGAAAUACCACCAAAGAACAAUGGUGAACAGAAAAGUGAAUUGCAGGUAACUAGCCAAACACAAAAGGGUAAAGGCAAGAAGCAAGCUCCAACAGGUAUUUAUCAACGUGUGAGUGGUCAGAGUAUUACCGAAGUAAAAGAAUGCAGAAUAGUCGCCUCAAGAUGUGGUGAAAGUUCUCAAUCUCAACAACAUACACAUGUACCAGCUAAAAUAUAUAAUAAUGAAGUCAAGAGUAACAAAGAUAAUAGUAAUCAUAAUGUUACCAAAGAUCUAAAAACUAGUCAGGCAUUAAAUGCAUCCACCUCCUCAGCUGUUAAUCAAGUAAAAGAGAAAAAUAAAUUAGUACAGAAUGAGACUUCCAUAUUGGAAGAGAAGGCAGCCGCAGGACCAUCAUCCACAACGUCUGAGGUUCCACCGUCUUUAACUGCAAAAUCAAAGGAAAAACUUCCCAGAAUUUUGAAGCAGCUUUUUCAAGAUGAGGGUGUACAGAAUAUGCUCAAGAGUAUGGGUGAAGACACUAGUGUUGCACCUGAAACUUCACCAAAUAAUGACCCUGGCACUCAUAAGUUGCGUCCUAAAAGAACAACUGAACCCAUGUUGUCCUCUUCUCCAGAAUUAGAUGCAUUAGAAGCUUUCUUUGCAUGUGGAAGCAAGAGGAAAAAAAGAGGCACCGAGCUCGACACAUUGUACAUGGAUGAAGGUGUCCUCAAUCUUCUGACCAGCUUGGAGACCCAUUCUAGAAGAAGUCAUUUAGAUGAUGCAUCUAGUGACACAUCUCAAGCUAGUAGUUCUAGGAGUGUUAAAGGUAAUAAAUUUGGUAAAUCUUCCCUUGAAGUAAGUUCUGAGAGCAGAAAACGGAAGUUAAGUGGAGCUAGUAUAGUUAGCAAUACCUCAAAUAGAGCUAUGCAACCACCAGAUAUCAAAAGGCCUUGCCUGGAAAGCCAGAAUCCAAGUGCUGAUCCGUAUGCGCUGGAUGCUGCUGAGGAAUUCCAGGAACGAAUUAUUAGUGGCGAACCCAUCUCCUCUGAGAUGGAUGUAAAUUUAAUGAAGAAAAAAGGAAGGCCAUCUCUUCCAUUGUCUGUAAGACAAAAGAAUAAAGCAAUAAGAAUACAAUUAAAACUCCAAAAACAGAAGCAGAUGAAGGGUAUGGCUUCUGAUUUUACCCAACUCAAGGAAGAUGAUAACAUGAAUUUGGCAGAGCUGAAGGAAGUCUUGAGGAAAGCCAAAGAAACAUUUAAUGAAACCCCUCUGACAGGCACUGCUAUAGAGAAAGUGUCAGACAAGUCUGUUCCUCCUCUGAAGAUCAAAUUAGCAUCUGAAAGUGUUACUAUUAAGUCUGUGACCAGGCCUAGUCCUGUUCAACAUAGGCCUACAGCUGCAGGUUUAGAUAUAGGGAAACAGCAAAGAUUACCUCCCAGACAAACUGUUAGUGACAUUCCCAGUAGACCUGUACCAAGACUUACAACAGCACUUCCUGAGUCAAGAGUCUCGGCUCCUGAUUCAAGAGUCUCGGCUCCUGAGUCGAGAGUCUCGGCUCCUGGGUCGAUCUCUGCUCCUGAGUCAAGAGUCUCUGCUCCUGAGUCAAGAGUGACAGCUCCAGUCUCUAGAGUGUCAAUGCCAGACUCCAGAGUGUCGGCUUCGGAGUCAAGAGUGUCAGCUCCAGAGUCAAGAGUGUCAGCAAGAAGUACCAUGGAGAAACACAGAUCCUAUCCAGAAAGACGAACACCACCACCACAAUUUACAAGACUUGAUAACAUGUCGUCCAACCCUCCUAGUCUUACAAGCUUUACAUCAUUAAUCAGAAAUUUUGAGGGUAAUGGAAAUCAAAGAAGCAGGCAACGAUAUGGAGGAGAAUCCGUUCGUCAGUCGCAGAGGGCAAGUGUCCGACAGAGUGAAGGCAACUAUCAUUAUCGGGACAUAUCCCUCAGGAAAUUUAACAAUUUCAUGCAAAUCAUUCUAUCCCCUUCAACAACUAAAAUGAAGAAUGCUUUAAAUUCAAGGGUUUUACGAGAGCUGUGUGAGGCACUUAACAUCCUGAAGCGUGAUGAUUCUGUACGAAUUGUUUUGCUUACUGCUACUGGCUCUACGUUCUGCCAGGGUGUUGAUCUUACUGCUCUUCAACACCCUAAUAUUGAAACUCGGAAGAAGAAUGCUGAAAACCUUGUGCGAGGCAUAAAAGAUUUCCUAAAGGCGUUGGUGCAGUUUCCCAAGCCUAUUGUAGCUGGUGUCAACGGGAAUGCAAUGGGUCUUGGCGUCACUAUGUUGCCACUCUUUGAUAUGGUUAUUGCAAAUGACAAGGCAGAGUUUUAUCUACCAUAUGCAAAACUGGGUCAGGUGCCAGAAGGUGGAGCUACGUACACUUUCCCCAACCUAUUUGGUAAAUUGCAGUCGACAAAGCUGUUCUUGGGCCAUAAAUUAACAGCGUCCAAGGCCCAAGAAAUGGGUCUGGCUUCCGAGUCAAUAUGGCCAGCUACUUACCAGCAGGAGCUCAUACCUAAGGUCGCUCUCCUUGCAACACAGUCGGCCCAGAGCAUGGAGGCGACGAAGGCACUGAUGAACCACCACCUAGUGACAAAGUUGGAACUCAGCUUGGAGUCUGAGUGCAGGCUUCUCCUGCAGCAGUGGACAUCGCCGCAUUUCAAUCAUCUUUGCAAGAGAUUCCUAGAUACCCAUCACAUCCACCUCCAGAAACCCGUCAACCUGCCCCUGUAGGGGAUGCUCCCUCCACUUAUCGACACUCCCAGUCACCCUAACACAAGUUUUCACCUUAGUUCCAUUCGUGUGCCACCAAGAUGGUUGCACAGCACCAACGUAGGCAGUGGGCCAUUAGUGGCGGUGGUGCACAAGUGAACUGUAUGUAACUAUUGAUAAUUUAUUAAUAUGAAUUUUGUCUCGAGCUAUAGCAGCCACGAGUCGGAUUGUUUGUUGUGGCCGCUCAAAGAUAAUGUUUACCAAUGAAUUUUUACUGAGUUUGAUGCUGCUUGAACUCCAGAGUUAUGGACAGUUGUGCAGAAUUAUAUUAUUAUUAUUAUCGUGCCCAGGUGUGGACAUACUUAAAAUAUGAAACUCUUUGUUCUGGAGAAGUAUUUAAGAGGAUCACUUGAGCAAUCCGCUUAUUCAAAGACGGAAAUUUUUGGGUAUCCACACCAGAAUGAUGCUCACUUGUUCCCAGCCUGAACUGUUAUACGUGGAACUCAAUAUGUGAUGACUGAACAAUGCAGUAGUGUGAUAUUGGCGAAUAAUGUCUAAUGCUGUACUUCACAGUGACUUGAGGCCUUUUUUUGCAAGCUCUCCCACCCUCCUCCAAGUGGCAUCUGCUACUCCCACUUGGUGGGUAAUAAUGUAUAGUGUACAGUUAACCGAGUAUCUGCGCAAGUGGAUAAUAUUUACUUUUAAGAGACUGCGAUAGCAUGGUGCGACAUGUAGUUACUGAGAACAGCAGGGAAGCUAUGUAUCCUACUCCUUGACGUCUUAAGUGUGGCGAGAUGUCCACAUGCAAAACAAACACACACACACACACAUACACACUCACAACUAGGUAAGUACACACACUCACUACAAUAGGUGAGUACAAAUAGGUGAGUACACACUAGCAAACAGUGCUCUGGGGUCAUAGUCCUAAAGGGCCUGGGUUCGAUUCCUGGCUGAGAAACAAAUGAGCAGAGGUUUUUUACCCGAUGUGUGUCUUCACCUAGCAGUAAAUAGAUACCUGCUAUAGGCUGCAUCUUGGGGUGGGUGUGUGUGUGUGGGUGGGUUAGAGGUGCAGAGUCCAAGAGCUAACUGCUCAAUCCUGCCACUACAAAUAUUAAAUAUAGACACAAACACACACCUAUUUAACUGAAACCCCCACAUCUUUUCCCAAUUUUCCACACACUGUACCACAUCCUUCCCCUUCACUCUUACCCCUGAUCCUUGUCUUCAUAUUCCCCUUUAAAGUGCUAUAUACAGGUAGUCAUUCUGGCUUAGUGCUUUCUCCUCAUAAUUAUGUUGUCCCUCACCCUCUACCUUAACCAAAUACAACCAACCUACCUCUCUACUCCACCUCUCACUAUCUCCUCUACCCCUUCUUUCUCUUAGCCUUCCUGUCCCUUCCCUUACUCUCUUGUCUUCUGCCCUUCCUCUCAUCCACUCCCUCUCGCCCCCUUCUUCUCCUCCACUCCCACUCCUUCCUUCUUUCCCUUCCCAAUUACACACAACUUGUGUAUGUUCCCAGGGUUCACCAAUGCACAAGUUAUAUUUUACAUGAGAGUUAUUUUAUUGGGAUGUGUUCCUGUGGUGUGAACGUUUUGUAUAUUUCAAGUGAAUGUUGAUAUGUGAUUUUUGUAGUUGAUUUUUUAUAGUUGAGAGUUGUUGAUAAAGUACAACCUAUAUGCUUAUGGCAGUCCUUGAAACAUGUCGUUCUCAUGCAAUGAAAGUUAUUGAAUUUUGAUCAAAUGAUUUAUUUUAAUACCAAACCAUAAAUGUCUGAAAUAUUCCUGAGUGGAAAGUGUGUUAUUAGAAUGAAUUUGUAAGGGAAGUGGCUUCAUAAUUUAUCUUCAUAUAUACUCUGUAAAUAUUUUUAAUCUUUAAUUUCUUAUUCAUCAAGUGCUGUAUGUUAAUUUUAUGGGUAAAUUUGGUUAUUUAUCCCAUGUACAUUGUGUUCCUGUCUUUGUUCUGUAUUUAGCCUAGUCAGAUAUCCAAACUUAUUAUUUGUUUUCCUUACUCUUGUAUAUCACUUAGUAGCACUAAAGUGACUCUGGUCAGGCCACAGGUUUUGUUAAGAGGUGCCCAGUAAUAAUGUUCUUCACACCUCUUGGUAUUCAUUCUGUCUUCCUUAAGUAAUCGAAACUUUUUCAUCCAUUUUCUAAUUGUACCUUUAACAAAUUUUUAUUUCAUGUAAUGAAUUCAGCUCAUGAAUUAUUCCUUUAUGGACUUUCACUGUGUCUAAUAUAAUCAUGCAGCAAACUUAUUUAUUGUGAAAAUACCUUUUAUUUUAUUAAGAUUUUGCUGAAUCAAAGAUAUGUGGCAUUGUAACAGAUCUCAGUGAUUUCCCCAAAGUACAAUCUUCAUCACUUGCACCAACAUUUUGUGAAGGCAGAUUUGCCCUUCCUCAUAGCCUUCUUCUCUCCUCCUCUUUAUCACUUUAGUUACGUAGUACACGACCCAUUGUACAUACUUGUACGGUUUGUAAGUAUAAAUACAUGCAUAUUUUCACCAA
Molecule: messenger RNA, 10466 nt
Organism: Procambarus clarkii (red swamp crayfish)
Lineage: Eukaryota; Metazoa; Arthropoda; Malacostraca; Decapoda; Cambaridae
Source: RefSeq, a predicted model, not a curated record